ACUCAUGUCUAUUGUUCAUUCUUCCCCUCAUAUUAUAUUAGAUCGGAAUCCAUUGCCCCCUAAAAAUGAAAUUUCGCGAAGUGUUCGAUCUGAAUAUUUUAAAAUAGCAACCCCACAUCUUUAUGAACCUAAUGUUCCUAUUAAUAAAACAAAGCUACCUGAUCCAAAGAUUUGUAUAAUUGGAGCAGGAAUGUCAGGUUUAUUUGCCGCCUUACUCUUUGAUAUAGCUGGUCUUAAUAAUAUCGAAGUGUUUGAAUGUCAAGACCGUGUAGGUGGACGUGUUUUAACAAAAUAUUUUUCUGAUGAUACUAAAAAUGAUAAAUUGUACGGCGAAUUUGGAGCCAUGAGAUUACCAAAAGGCACAAAUGAUAGCAGCCAUGGACACCAGAUGGUAUUCGAUACUAUUGAUUAUUUGAAUUGCAUAAAUAAAGACGACAUUGAUUAUGAAAAAGAAUACAAAAUUGAGCUUAUUAAUUUUAUCUUUGACGAUGAUAAGCUCAAUGGUCGAUACUUUUACAACAAUAAACGCGAUCAAUGCGGCAAUAUAAUGACCCAGGGAUACGCAGAUAAUCCUGCAAAUUUCGAUACGCUUGGUUUUACGAAAUCAGUUGAUAAUAAUUACAGACAACUUUAUGAAGCAUCCUUGAAGGAUUUUUUUGACGAUUUGGAUAAAGACAUUUUUAAAGGAGUUGAAAAACUUAUGGACGUUGAUGAUGACAGCGUUUAUACUUACCUCAAAAGAUACCUUAUUGGAAAAGUACUUAAAAAAGACAUCGAUGAUACUAUUGCCGCAAUGGAGACGACAGAAUCUGCAACAGGAUUAUUUAGACUUGCAUUUACUGAAGCAGUGAUGGAUGGUUAUACAUUUUUACACAAAGAUCAAGAAUGGGAAACAAUAAAAUAUGGAAUGCAACGAUUUCCUAAUGCAUUUAAGCCGACUCUUGAGAAGAAAAGGAAUUACAUAAAGUAUAAUCGUAAAGUUUGUAGACUGAAAGAUGAAGGUGAUAAAGGUGUACGAGUUUUUUGGGAAGGCGAAGGUGUACAUGAAAAAAACUAUGAUAGGGUUAUAGUUACUUGCCCAUUUGGUGUCGUUUGUCAAUGGGAACUAGAUAAAUUAGAUAAUUGUGAAAAAAUAGAUAUUUUGAAAAGACGUGCGAUUCGAGAAUUGAAUUAUGACAACGCUGCAAAAAUCUUUUUAAGAUUUAAAUCUCGAUUCUGGGAAGAUCCAAAGAAGACUGACAAUAAGUGCAUCGUUGGAGGUAACUCAUCGACAGACCUUCCAAUUCGGAAAGUGAUCUAUCCAUCCUAUUAUGUAGGAGAUCCUAUAGACAAAGAAGCGAUCCUACUUGGUUCUUAUACUUGGGCAAAUGAUGCAGCAAAAUAUGCUCCAUAUUCACAGGAAAAGAAUGUUAAUUUGUGUCUUGAAAAGCUUCAGAUUCUCCAUCCAGAGGUAAAUUUAAAAAAAGAUGAGUGGGUUCAUGAUAAUGACCCUUGUCAUGGUAAUUCAUCCAUCUAUUGGCCAAAUGAACCAACUGCUGCUGGAGCAUACGCUUAUUUUGGUCCAAACCAAUAUAAGGAAUUAUUGUAUCCAAUGCUAAAAGAAAGUAAUUCUAAUAUACACUGGGCUGGUGAACAUACUGAUAUACAUCAUGCAUGGAUUAUCGGUGCCUUGAAUUCAGCUGUUAGAGUUGUUAAAGAAGUUCUAAUUCAGACAGGUAAUGAAUGUUUAUGGGAAAAAUUAUUGCACCAUGAGUUGUUGCGUCAUUGGGAAUGGAAACCUACGAAAACUACGAAAAAUUAA
Rhizophagus irregularis DAOM 181602=DAOM 197198 is the source of this 1801-nucleotide messenger RNA. RefSeq lists its product as uncharacterized. The record is from RefSeq and is a predicted model, not a curated record. Gene Ontology annotation, molecular function: L-amino-acid oxidase activity. NCBI's taxonomy places the organism in Eukaryota, Fungi, Glomeromycota, Glomeromycetes, Glomerales, Glomeraceae. Gene Ontology annotation, biological process: amino acid catabolic process.